Molecule: messenger RNA, 1872 nt
Organism: Cydia splendana
Lineage: Eukaryota; Metazoa; Arthropoda; Insecta; Lepidoptera; Tortricidae
Exons: 2
Coding region: 247-1842 (531 amino acids)
Source: RefSeq, a predicted model, not a curated record
AUCUGAUAUUUGUAAUAUACGCAUGUGGGUAAGAGUAAAUAAAGUACGAGUCAGUCUCAGCCCGAACUUGGUGUUUGAUUUACAUCUUUAACAUGGCGCAGUCGAAAUAAAAGAACCUAAAUAGAAAAGUGUUUAAAGUAAUUGUGUUUUACGGUUUACGUAGUUAACUUUACGUAUACGUGCUGUAGAAGAUAGGUACGAUUUGGUGACAAUUUGUGAAAAUACAUACUUGUGUGAACUUUCAUUAUGGACUCGAUUUUGCCACCGCCGCCGCCAUUUUCGUUCGUCAAUAGUUUAGAAAAUGUUACUACGGGAAAUUUGUCAAAAGAGUGGGAAAAAUGGAAGAACGCAUUUCUCAUUUAUUAUGAAGCGUGUGAGCUGACGAAGAAAGACAAGAAAGUGCAAUUAAGCAUCCUUUUACAUGUCAUCGGCGAGCAGUGCCGAGAAGUGUACGAGCAAUUUGAUAAAUCAACAAUAACGACAUCAACGGAAUUAUUGGCUAAGUUUGACUCAUUUUUCCUGCCUAAAAAGAAUCUAACUAUUGAACGGCACAGAUUUUUUACUCGCGAUCAAAAGGAAGGCGAGUCUAUCGAACAAUACUCGUUCGAGUUAAAAAAAUUGGCAAGUUCGUGUGAAUUUAAAGACCUAAUGGAGACUUUAAUUCGGGACAGACUUAUUUGUGGAAUAAAGGACCAAGCGAUUCGAGAAAGACUACUACGGGAACCAGAUUUAACUUUGAAAAAAUCAUUAGAUAUUUGUAAUGUUGCGCAAAUUUCGAAGGUACAAGCCGGAGCCAUAAAAAAAGAAUCUGUGGAGCAUCACGCCUAUGCGGUACAACGAGAUUAUUUUGGGCAUCACGGAGUAGUGCGGGAAACGGCUUGUGAAGACAAUAGUGAUAUUAGUGAUGUAAAUCGGGUAAUGUGGGUAUCUCGGCGAGGAGCGUCCGCGCAUCGAGGAGCAACGCGCGCGUGGCCCCGCGGUAGCAGGCAGCUAUCGCGUCCUCGUGCGCCCCCCGCUCACCCGCCCGCGCCCGCGCCAGUGCAGCGCUGGGGUCCACCGAUGCAACGAAAUCAGCUGACGCACAAACAUGGUCGUGGUAGUGAGCGUAGUGCAUGGUGUUCAAUGUGUGGGUAUGAACAUGGGAACUCUAGAUGUCCUGCUGCAGGAAAGAGGUGUUUGAACUGCAACAGAUUUGAUCACUUUUCCCGGAUGUGCACAGUUUACGAGAUUCAAGCGGAUGACUCAACCGAUCAGGUACGAGUAAUAUAUUAUCUUUCUGAUUCUCAAAAUGAUUGGUCUGUCGAUUUGACGAUUAAUGAUAGUAAGUUGAAGUUUAAAUUGGACACUGGGGCCGACGUGAACAUCAUCCCGCGUACCUGUUUGCGAGAUUUAGGCAUAGCUGAGCGAGAGUUAGGAAUGUCUUUAGUCCGAUUAAAGGGUUAUUCUGGUACGGGCAUAAAAAUUGUAGGUCAGUGUCAUUUAAAGGUGCAGCAUAAAGAUCGUAGCUAUAUUGUAGAUUUUAUAAUAGCCGAUGUAGAUUCGCCACCUGUUUUAGGCAUUUUAAUAAGAAACCGACGUCACCUAAUAUGCGAUUCUGAUAAUCGUUCGGAUUCCGAAUCUGAAAGCCCUGUGUGCCUCCUGCCUUAUGACGACUUAGACAUUCCAACUGAUAACGCCGCGAUGACGUCACCCUCGAAUGCUUCACUUAUGCAGCGGUCGGACAACUGCACUGCAAGCGAUUCUCGCCCGGCCCCAGCGUCUAAUGAUAAUAAUGCAAACAAUAAUCUGUAUAUUACUCGUUCCGGCAGGACGGUCAUUCCACCUGAUCGAUGGGGCUACUAAACGUGCUGAGUGAUGACACAUCAAGUCGUG